AUGGGGAAAAACAAGCAGAAAAAUGCAGUCGAUCUCAAAUGUUUCAAGGAUAUUCAAAGCUUGGAGUACUACAAUAGUCUUGAUUGGGGUACCAUUAUUUGGGAGAGGACAUUGGAUGCCCUAAAGACUGCCUUGAAUGAUAAGAGCAGUCUAUACAAGACGAGGGUCAAAUCAAAUAAAAACUACGUUGUGAAGUACUCCUUACGUGGAUUUCCACAAGCGUUCCAGGUAUGGACGUACGAGAUCCUAGCUUCAUCGAUAGAUAGGAACAUUGCGGAGCGAAGGAGCAAGGUGGUUUUGCCCCGCAUAUUACGAUGGUCAUGCUCCCACUCAGUGUCCUUCAAAGUAUUCGAGAGAAAGAUAUUCGAGUCUAACAAUAUAAAGGUUAAAGAGGGCACUGUGAUGUCAAAUGCUGAAAGGGAGUUUCGGGAUACCCCAGUGGAACGACGACCUAUAUUUGAGCUAAGUGCGGAUGAUGAUAGUUCUAAAAGUGGCUCAAGGUCGACGAGUGGGGGGGGUAGUCCCGAGAGUGAAAGUGAUAAUGAUGACCAUCGUGGAGAUGCCAAUGAUGAGGUUGUCAGGGUGGAGGGAGGGGAUGAUCCCGAACAUUCUGAGCACGAGGAUGCUGAAUAUGGAAGGGUGGAAGGAGGGACAUCACACGUAGUGAUGAUAUGUUCGAUGAUAUGAUAGGGGACG
Benincasa hispida (wax gourd) is the source of this 696-nucleotide messenger RNA. NCBI's taxonomy places the organism in Eukaryota, Viridiplantae, Streptophyta, Magnoliopsida, Cucurbitales, Cucurbitaceae. The record is from RefSeq and is a predicted model, not a curated record.